Molecule: messenger RNA, 2518 nt
Organism: Lagopus leucura (white-tailed ptarmigan)
Lineage: Eukaryota; Metazoa; Chordata; Aves; Galliformes; Phasianidae
Gene: MAPK11
Product: mitogen-activated protein kinase 11
Exons: 12
Coding region: 52-1137 (361 amino acids)
Biological process (GO): protein phosphorylation; intracellular signal transduction
Cellular component (GO): cytoplasm; nucleus
Molecular function (GO): MAP kinase activity; ATP binding
Source: RefSeq, a predicted model, not a curated record
UGAGGGGCGACCGCCACUGCUGCUGCCUUCGCUGGCGGCGGCUCCGCUAAGAUGUCCGAGCGCGGCGGCUUCUACCGGCAGGAGCUGAACAAGACGGUGUGGGAGGUGCCACAGCGCUACCAGAACCUCACGCCCGUGGGCUCGGGCGCCUACGGCUCCGUGUGUUCAGCUUAUGAUACCAAAACAAGACAGAAGGUGGCAGUAAAAAAGCUUUCAAGACCUUUCCAAUCGCUUAUACACGCAAGGAGGACCUACCGAGAGCUCAGGUUGCUGAAGCACAUGAAGCAUGAGAAUGUUAUAGGAUUGCUGGAUGUUUUUACACCUGCAACAUCAAUAGAAAAUUUUAAUGAAGUGUAUCUUGUGACGAAUUUAAUGGGCGCUGACCUAAAUAACAUUGUGAAGUGCCAGAAGUUAACAGAUGACCACAUACAGUUUCUUAUAUAUCAGUUACUUCGAGGACUUAAGUAUAUUCACUCAGCUGGAAUCAUCCACAGGGAUCUGAAGCCCAGUAACUUAGCUGUAAAUGAAGACUGUGAAUUGAGGAUUUUAGACUUUGGUUUAGCUCGACAAACCGAUGAUGAAAUGACAGGCUACGUUGCAACAAGGUGGUACAGAGCUCCAGAAAUCAUGUUGAACUGGAUGCACUACAAUCAAACAGUUGAUAUCUGGUCUGUUGGAUGCAUCAUGGCAGAGUUACUGAAAGGGAAGGCCCUGUUUCCAGGAGAUGAUUAUAUUGAUCAACUAAAGAGAAUAAUGGAAGUUGUGGGUACACCCAGUUCUGAACUUCUGAAGAAGAUAUCAUCAGAGCAUGCAAGAAAGUACAUUGAAUCUCUUCCACAUAUGCCUCAACAGGAUUUGAAAGCAGUGUUUCGUGGUGCCAAUCCAUUAGCGGUAGACCUUCUUGAGAAGAUGCUGAUACUGGACAGUGACAAAAGAAUUACUGCCUCGGCAGCCCUUGCACACCCAUACUUUGUACAGUAUCACGAUCCGGAUGACGAACCUGAGGCUGAGCUCUAUGAUGAGUCAAUAGAGAAUAAAGAGCGAACCAUAGAAGAAUGGAAAGAACUUACCUAUGAAGAAGUGAUGAGCUUUAAACCACCUGACCUGAAAAUGGAUAGCCUGGAAAUAGAACAGUGAACGCUGGCAGCUGUGCUUUGCCUUGCUGCACUACGAGGACUGUUAAAACAACCGUACAAUUUAACCUGUGUUCAAAUACACAUAGAUUUCACUAUCCAAAGAUGUGGAAAAGCAGAUACGUUACACAGAAGCCAGAUGUUGUCUGUUUCGAGGUUUUCUUACCUUGUAAUAUGAAUGUACUCCCAGUUCAUAAAGGGUGAUAAAGAACUGCUCUGUUCUGACAAAAUUAUGCACUGAGUUCUGUUUAACGGUGUUUUCUGCAUGUUUCAUUUUAUCAGUCGUAUUGCCAAAAUGAAGGUGAUGUUUUUAAUUAAUUUCAAAGUUGUGCAUUUAACGCAUGAAUGUAUACAAACAUAAACAUAGAAUUCCAUACAGGCAAUCCUUUUUUUUUUUUUCCUGGCGUUAGCCUGAUUUUAACUGUCUGUUUUCAUUUUAUUUAUAGUUAGUGCCUUUAUGAAGAGAGGGUGUGGUAGCAAGAUAGACAGAAUAUGCACACGUAGUCCUAUCUGUGGUGGUCUGACAGAUUUACUAGAUGUCUCUCAAACAAUCUAGCACCAGUUGGAAGUCAGUAAAAAAUAAAUCUUUGUCUUCUGUUGCCAUUAAAGUGUCUGUCCUCGUUCUUUUAUCUUUAAUCUGCACAGUGCCAGUUUGUGAGCCCAUUGUAAUUCCCCAUGGUGCUCCUAACCUCACCUGUGCCGGAGGGCUGCUGGUCUUGCACAGUUUACAGGAGGGUGCCCUGAAGGCACCCAGCACAUUUCUGUGGUUUUCUGCAAACAUCAGCCAAGGCUGUCACAGAUCAAAGUGCAAGAAUUCCAGUUCAACACUUGGAAUUCAAUAUUCCUCAUGAUCUUAUUUUCUUUCAAUUGAUCUGUGAGAAAGUAGUCUACAAAGUGCCAUUGGAAGACAAGACAAAAUGAGGUUUAAGAACAGAUUUGUGAAAAACAAAGUAGCCAUCUUGACAGAUUUUCUUUUCAAGCAAAAUGUGAAAGGCUUUCCAGCUUGGAAAAUUAGAACGUACGUAAUAAAUUGCAGGGCAGACUGCAUACUGAGUUGUAUUAAAUAAUUUAAUUUAUUGCCUUUCCCAGUGGAAGGCAUAAUACUAAGACAGGAAUAUCCUUUGGCAUAAGGCCUCCUGUGAUUUAAUGGCUGUCUUUCUCACGUACUAACAAGCUUGGUUGCACAAACUACUCAGUGUUCUUUUUUGUGUCUUGUUCUCAUUGUCAGAGUCUCAUUUUGGAGGUGGCUUUUUAUAUUACUUAGGUUUUCUUCAACUUUUGUCAUUAAGAUCUAGUUGUACAGCUAUUACAUGAGAUAAUGAAUUCUACUGCCUUUGUUUACCUUCCUCUGUAUCUUUUCUAUGUAAAAAGAUUUUUUCUUAAUA